Messenger RNA from Cavia porcellus (domestic guinea pig), 2841 nucleotides. It is a transcript of the gene Sack1e, whose product is annotated as family with sequence similarity 83 member E. Lineage: Eukaryota; Metazoa; Chordata; Mammalia; Rodentia; Caviidae. Bases 788 to 2371 code for a protein of 527 amino acids. Gene Ontology annotation, molecular function: protein kinase binding. The transcript has 6 exons. The record is from RefSeq and is a predicted model, not a curated record. Gene Ontology annotation, biological process: signal transduction.
GGGCUGGGUUCCCUGGGCCCUGCACAGGGACAGGAAGAGUGCCAGAGAAGGAGGCCUUCGGCCCUAUUCCUCCGACAUGAGAAGGCAAGCCAUAGGAGGGUAGCAGGGCUGGGGCAGGAAGAGGCCUGGCUUUGUUCCUCCAUUUUCUCUGUGGGGCCAUUGCUGUGGUCUCUGGGGAAGCCAGGUACUUGGGUUGAAGAGAUCUGGGGCUUGGGCAGGGGAUAGGACAGGAUGUAGAGAGACCCCAGACCAGGAAGAAGGUGUGGGCUGGUGGGGUUCCUGCAAGCCAGUGGGCUUGGCAUGGCCAGGGUGCAGUGCAGCCUGAGGAUGCCAGUCUCCACCUAGAUGGGUGGUCACGGUCACCCCGGGGAGGGCUGGUGGAUCCUGGGCACUGGGUGAGGGGUGGCAGGUGGGAGCCCUGAGAUCAUCAGAGGAUCCAGUUGGCAGAGUCCCUGUGCCAUUGGUUAGGGACAGUAGGGUAGCUUGGGUGGCCCGAUACAUUUGGGGCAACCUGGAUUGCAGCAUUUUGUGGCCAGAGGGCUGGAGGCUGUGGGGGCUGAGCAGAAGCAGUUGGAGACAGUGUCAGGUGUUCCACCUGGCCCUUAGACAGUGGGGUUCACUGAAGGUGCUGCCCCGGAGAGCCUGGCAGGGCAGGCAGUCAUUGGGUCACCCGAUCGUUGGAGCUGUGGCCCAGGGACAGCGCAGGGAGCCGUGGGGAGGCCCCCGAUGGUCCAUCCUCUAGGGACAGCUGGAGGCUGGGUGACCCGGCCCGUCCUUCCACGGCCCGAUGGCAGCUUCCCAGCUGGCGGUGCUGGAGGAGGCAGAGGCGGGGUCUGGGCUGCUGCCACUGACCGAGGCCAGCCCUGCCUUCUUGUACUCCGAGGGCCAGCGGCUGGCGAUCGAGGCACUGCUGAGCGAGGGUGCCGAAGCCUUCCAGGCUCACCUGCGUCAGGAGGGGCUGCGACCCUUUCUGAGCGGAGAGGAAGUGCGAGCCUUGGCCGAGGCUGCUGAGGACUGGACAGAAGCCGGGCCGGAGCUCAGCGGGGCCGCAGAAGGAGGGGCUGUGGGCAGCCUGACCUACUGGCCUGGGCAGUCGGAGGAGCCGGCGCCUGUGCUGCGGCUGGGCUGGCCAGAGGAUGGCGCCUGGAAGGGCAUCACUCGGGCACAGCUGUAUACCCAGCCCCCCAGUGAGGGCCACCCACCCCUCAAGGAGCUGGUGCGCCGAGAAAUCCAGGCUGCCCACAAGGCCAGGGGCCCUGUGCUCCCCCAGAGAGGAUGCAGACACCUCCCACAGCCUCAGAGGGCCUGGGCUCUCAGUAAGCAGUGUCACCUCCUGUGCCAAGUCUUUCCCGUGGUCCUCCAAGAGCCCUGUGAGCUGGUUGCUGUGGCCAUGGACGUCUUCACUGACCCAGACCUGCUUUCGGACCUAGUGGAUGCGGCCACACGCCGCUGGGUGCCCGUGUACCUGCUCCUGGACCGUCGGCGGCUGUCGGCUUUCCUGACAUUGGCUGGGCAGCUGCGAGUGAACCCCUGGGCCACAGAGAACCUGGACAUCCGAGUUGUGCGGGGCUGCACUUUCCAGAGUCGCUGGCGACGGCAGGUGAGCGGCGACAUGCAGGAGAAGUUUGUGCUGCUGGACGGCGACAGGGUCAUCUCAGGGUCUUACAGCUUCACAUGGAGCGACGCUCGCCUGCACCGAGGCCUGCUGACCCUGCUGACUGGGGAGAUCGCCGAUGCAUUCAGCCGCGAGUUCCGCACGCUGUACGCGGCCUCCUGGCCUCUCCCGCCCGCGCCCACCACGGGGCCCUUGCUCAGCGUCCCUGCCUCUGGGGACCUGUUGCCCGCCCGGAGCCCACACCGUGUGGUCCACCGCUGCCCAGUCGCACCGGUGUCACCGCUGCCGCCCAACGGCCCCCUGGCCCACCGUCUGGCUGCCUGCCGCCUGCAGGAGGGGGACCCCAGGGAGGCUCCGGGGCCACCCGGCCUGGCACUCAGCGACAUCCUCCGCAGCGUGCAGGGCACCCGGACAGCCAGUGGCCCCCCGGCCCGGCCCAGCCGCUCCCUGUGGGACCUGAGCCGCCUGUCCCAGCUGUCUGGCUCCAGCGAUGGGGAUGGCGAGCUCAAGGCCUGGGGCUCCAAGGACACCCCAGCCAAGGCCCUGAUGAGACAGCGGGGUGCUGGAGAUGCCCGGCCUCUCGCCUGGUGCCAGCCCCGGGGCAGCCCCCUGCCCCCAAUCCCUGCCCGCCGCCUCCGCUACCUGUCCCCCACCCGCAGGAGGAUCGGUGACAGCGGUCCAUCCCAGUUGGUGGAGCUCAGAGGCAUCCAGCAGCCAGACUGGGCCCCUCGCUUGGGAAGAGGGGGGCGACCCUGACAGAGCCCCAGCCCUCACACUGGGCUGAGGGAGUGAUUUUGUGCCGUGGUCCAGGAACUGGGUGAGCCUGGGGCCUGCUCUAGGCUCAGGGUCACAGUCUGGGAAACAGAAAAAGUCCCCAGGGCCACAGCACAGUGCAUGAGGCCUCAGCCAGGCCAGGACUUCUUGGAGGAGGUGGCUGAGCACCCCAUGGUGAAUAUGGGGUGAGGAGGAGGACCCCUGGGGACCAAAGUGGAAGAAGAUACUGCUCCCACCAUGCUCGGGCGCUGUGGGUAAACUGAGUCCUGGAACGGAAGAGCCCGAGGAUGGGGUGCCUACAUUUCCGAAGAGAGCAGAGCUGAGUAACGAGGGACCAGAGAGUCUCAUGAUUAGGGUGCAGGCGGGUAGGAUGGGGUGAUGAGGGGCAAAAGGGAGCAUCGGUUGGGAGGGAGGCCUCCCUUUCUUCAGAGAAUAAACUGCCUCCUGACACA